Messenger RNA from Clunio marinus, 8472 nucleotides. The record is from the annotation of a GenBank genome assembly. Lineage: Eukaryota; Metazoa; Arthropoda; Insecta; Diptera; Chironomidae.
AGAGUGUGUGAGAAAUUCGGGAUCGAAAGGUGGUCGUCGAAAAGUUAUUUUAGUAAAUUUUGUGGAAAUUUUCAAGCUUCAGUGUUCAAAGUUGUGUUAACCUGUCACUAAUGAUCAAUUUCAUCAUAAAUCAAUGGAGUACAUUUUGUAGCUUGCAUAAAAUACUCUCAAAUCUCAAAGAUUUGGUCGCGGCGUAAAAUUGCAAAAAUAUAAAAGAAGGAAAAAUUGAGUGCCCGAAGGAAAAGAAGAAGAAAAAAAAUUAAAAUUUUAUAAAUAAUUCAAUAUGACUCAAAAGCAAAAUUUUAUCAUAUAGAACAUGGAGUGAAGGGAUUUCGUAUUGUUCAUUUUCACAGUGAGAUAAUAUAAUUACCCUGUUAGUGGAAUUAUUGAGCAUAAAAAAUAAAAUAAAAAGCGUUGAGAAAAAAAUUUCACAAGGGAAUAAAUAAAUCAAAUUAAAGAUGCCUGCAUUAAUUGGCGUCGCUGAAUUCGUUGAUGAAACGACAGCUGACUAUAAGAGUCCAAUCACCAGCACAUUUGUGUCUCGUAUGAACAACAUGAGACAAACCAUAUCGACUUUAGAAGAGACAUUGGAGUUUGACCGCGAGGGACUGACAAAGCUGAAAAAGGCUGCAAAAGCAAUUCACAAUUCAGGAAAUAUUCACGUUGACAAUGAGAUGUGUUUGGUGCGUGCAUUAGAGCGAUUAGGAAAUAAUGCUUUAUCCAAAGACGAGCCGGACAUUGGUGCGGCAUUUUUAAAGUUUUCUGUCGUCACAAAAGAGUUGUCAGCUUUAAUGAAAACAUUGAUGCAAAAUAUCAGCAACAUCAUCAUGUUCCCUGUCGAUUCUUUCCUUAAAUCUGAAUUGCGUGGUCAGAGAGGCGAAAUGAAGCGACCCUUCGACAAAGCCGCAAAAGAUUACGACAGUAAAUUUCUGAAAAUUGAAAAGGAAAAGAAAGCGCAAGCCAAAGAAGUGGGAAUGAUUCGUACAGAAGUUUCAGCUGCUGAAAUUGCCGAAGAGAUGGAAAAGGAGCGUCGCGUUUUUCAACUUCAAAUGUGCGAAUAUCUCAUCAAAUUUAAUGAAAUUAAAACCAAAAAAGGCAUCGAAUUGCUGCAACAUUUAGUAGAAUAUUAUCAUGCUCAAAAUAACUAUUUUAAAGACGGUCUCAAAACAAUUGCUCAUUUCGGAACGUACAUUGAAGAUUUAAGUAUGAAGCUUCAAGCGAUACGUCAGAAGCAAGACGAAGAAAAGAAAAAGCUUAUUGAGUUGAAAACAUUGUUGAGAAGUACGCCAGAUUUUGAUCGUGUUGAGAAUGUUGUGACAGAAAAAGGAACAGCUUACAGCCUUCAUCAACUUCAAGGCGACAAGAAUCACGGUGUGACACGUUCUGGACAUUUAUACAAGAAGAGUGAAGGAAAAGUUCGUCGCGUUUGGCAAAAGCGUCGUUGUCGUGUAACUGAAGACGGCUUUCUUGAUAUUUGCCAUGCAGAUGAGACGAAACCACCGACACGUGUCAAUUUAUUGACAUGUCAAAUAAAGCCAGUUCCCGAUGAGAAACGAAGUUUCGAUCUUAUCAGUUAUAAUCGACCGUAUCACUUCCAAGCUGAAGACGAGGCCGAUCAAAAGGCUUGGAUGUCUGUGUUGAUCAAUUGCAAGGAGAAGGCGCUUGCAAAGUCGUUCCAACAUGAGCCAGGACAUCAACAAAUGAGUCCGGGAUUGAUGGAACUGCAGAAGACAAUCAUCAAACACAUUCAAAACCUUCCUGGCAAUGAUCAAUGUUGUGAUUGUGGAUCACGAAACGACGUGACAUGGAUAAGCAUCAACUUUGGAAUUGUCGUUUGUAUUCAAUGUUCUGGCGUUCAUCGUGAUCUUGGCGUGCAUCAUUCAAGAAUUCAAUCGUUAACUUUGGAUAAUUUGAAGACUGCGCAUCUUCUUAUUGCACGUGCCAUGGGCAACAAUCAAUUGAAUGAGAUUUUAGAAGCAACAAUGGGGAAAUCAAUGAAAAUUCAUCCCGAAUCGAGCAUGGAAGAGAGAUAUGACUUCAUUCGUGCCAAAUAUGUUGCCAAACGCUACAUCAUGCGAACUUGUGCUGAUGAGACAGAUUUGCGUGUUGAUUUGGAGCAGGCGGUCAUCAAUGCCGAUCUCAGUCAAUUGCUUCAAGUCUGGGCUGAAGGUGCUGACUUUACAGCUCCUUUACCAUCAUCAGAAUGUGGGGAAACGUCGCUUCAUCUUGCUGUGUUGCGUGAAAUGGGCUCAUCACUUCAUAUUGUUGAUUUUCUCAUUCAAAAUAUGCCACCGCAAGGAUUAAACAAACAAACAACUUUGGAUCCACUAACGAAUACAUUUAGUGAUGGAGGGAAAAACACGCCACUUCAUUUCUGUGCCAUGUAUGAUCGUCGUGAGUGCAUGAAACUCUUACUUCGGUCUGGUGCCGAUUACGAUCUUAAGAAUUCAAAUAACAAAACGUCAUUGGAUUUGGCCAUUGAAAAGGGAAAUGAUGUUUGUAAAGAGAUGCUCGAACAAGCAAUGAGAAGAGAAAAAGGUGCUUUUGACCAUAUCAACACUGAUUGGAAUCUUCCACCGCCGCAUGAUGAUGGAUCAACUGACUUCUCUGAUGACGACACAGGAAUGGAUGAACGCAAACGCACAUCAAGACCGCCAAGCUUCAUUGGCGACUCUCCAAUCACAUUAAGAUCACGAUCAUCAACGUGUGACUCGAUAAAGAGUGGCACAAGUCCAACAAUAUCAGUUAAUUCAACAAGUUCAAUCAAUCGACAGAUUUCGAUAGGAUUUGGACUUGGUUCGAGUCCAAAGCAACAAAUGAGUUUUCCACAAUAUGGAAGUGCUGGAAUAACUGGAGGUGCAUCAAGUCCAAGUUCACUGACAAGUCGUUCAUCGCAUUCAAUUGCAAGUAAUCAAAGUCGAAAGUCGACAGCCAUGAAUUUAGCAAAUGCGGCUGCGUCAGCAUCGGCAAAGAAAAGGAAUGCACCAAAUGCACCUGCAAACAGCUCAUCACAACCGCAGCCAAUUUAUGGAACACUUCCACAUAGUGUCGGCCGUUAUCAACAGAGUUAUGAUCUCUCAGACAUUUACAACACCAGCAACAACAUCAGCACUUUACCUCAUCCACCGAGAAAUUCUAUCACGCAAACUACAAAUAACAACAAUAAUAACCAACAACAGCCACAGCAACACUUUGAUAACAAAGUUUAUGAACGUUUCGAGCCAUACAUGAUGCAAACGAAUAAAGCUAGUCAUAAAAGAUCACCAAGCAGUGAUUCAAUAACUCGAAGCAUUAAUUUGGCUGGAGCGAAACUUGUGUUACCACCGGCUGGUGAGAUUCCACAAUUGAAGCCUGUCAAUCCUAAUCGACCUCGAAUGCCACCACCAUCAGCACCAUCAAAUGAAAAAUCAGUCGCUAAUGGACAAUCGAGUGAAAGUUUGAACUCGUUGAAUGAUGGUCAAAGUGCUUCGCGGGUUCAAGCAACAGCUCCAAUAAGAAAGUCAUUUAAUGAUUCAAUCACGAAUUCAUCAAGCUACGGUGACUACGGGAAAUAUGGAGACCUUGACUCUUCUUUGGAUAUUUCAAAUAAUGUAAAUUCCAUCAGCAGUUUCUUGUCUGAAGAUCGCUCACCAGGCAGCAGCCCUGGCGUGACUAUCCAACCAAUUAAUUACGCUGGCUUGAAAAGAUGUCGUGCACUUUACGAUUGCAAUGCUGACAAUGACGAUGAAUUGGAGUUCAAGGAAGGUGAAAUUUUAGUUGUGCUUAAUGAGCGAACAGAUGACGAGAAUUGGAUGGAAGGUGUCAUUGAGAAUGAUCCAUCACGACGUGGAAUGUUUCCUUCAUCAAUUCCAACCUUAUACAUCAUUACUCCGACUUAUAAACGUCCAACACAAUUACCUGAUAUGACAAGAGUAGGAUAUAUAUUUAAGCAUGUCGAAAAUAUCUUUUGGAUAGUGGCAGAAGAUGCGUCUGUACCAACACCGACGAUCGAGAUGUUGCUUGAGAAAUUGAAAAUUCCACAUGUUUAUUUAUUAACACCAAUGCCUGAAGAAUACGACCCCGAGAAAACAGGAUUACUCAAACCAAAAGGCGUUUCAAAUCGUCUUCGAGCUCUUGAAUGGAUAAAAGCAAAUGCAACAGACGGCGUGUUUUAUUUUGCUGACGAUGACAACACUUAUGAUCCUGAACUCUUCGAAGAAAUGCGUUACACGAAUACAGUUUCGAUCUGCCCUGUUGGACUCUGCACAGAAAAAUUGUUAACAACGCCAAUUAUUCGAGAUGGAAAAGUCGUUGAUUUCUAUCCCGGAUUUGCAGGAAUUAAGUGGCCUAUUGAUAUGGCAAAUUUUGCUGUAAAUGUGAAAUUUUUCUUAUCUCGACCAAACGCAACAAUGCCUUAUAUAGGUGGAGGUGAAGAAAAUGGUUUCCUUGAAAGUUUAUCACCAUUUGAGCCACACGAAUUAGAAUUGAUCGCAUCAGAAUGUACAAAAGUUCUUGUGUGGCACACUCGAACAGUUUCUAAUAAACCUCCACCAGAAGCAAAUAUAGACAAAUACAUCGACACAAACCUCCCAUCUUUAAUUAAAACAACUCCCUUCGACAGCACCGGUCUGCCUCACAUUCUCGAACACAACGUGCUUUGUGGCUCCAAGAAAUUUCCAGUCCAAGGCUGGAGAUUGGAACACAAAGAGUUGGAGAAUAAAAACUCUGAAUAUAUUUUCAAAGGUGUCGUCUACAAUGAAAUGAAAGGAGCGUUUUCAGAGAAUUCCGCAAUAUUUGGUCAAAAUAUGUUCAACAAACUUUUACCUGAACACACUUAUGGUUUUGUUUCGGGUGGCGAUCCUGUUGAUAUUCCCAGUUUGACUCAUGAAGAUUUGGUGAACUUCCAUCAAAAGUAUUAUCAUCCAUCGAAUUCUCGCGUGUUUUCAUACGGAAACUUUGAGUUGGAGAAGAAUCUUGAUUAUGUCAAUGAUUAUUUGAGUGAUUUUCAUCGAAUUGACAGUCAAUUUAGUGAAGUUCCGAAUCAAAAUCGAUGGAGAGAAGCGAAGAAACUUCACAUCACAUCAAGAUAUGACAACAUGGGAGCGCCAUUGGAGAAGCAGAAUCAAAUUGGGAUUGGAUUUUUGAUGAGUGAUAUUCGUGAUAUUUAUGAGACUUUUCUAAUGCAUUUCAUCACUGAGUUGUUGGUGAAAGGUCCGAACAGUUAUUUCUAUAAAAGUCUUAUCGAGCCGAACAUUUCUGGUGGCUACAGUCAAAUGACUGGCUACGAUGCAACAAUCAAAGACACAAUGUUUGUUCUUGGACUUCAAGAUGUCGAUCGAAAUGAUUUCGAGAAAAUUCAACAAAUAUUUGAUGCGACAAUUGAUCAAGUUAUUGAGCAAGGAUUUGAUGAAAGACACAUCAAUAGUGUCAUUCACAAUUUGGAGUUGCAAAUGAAACAUCAAACGACGAAGUUCGGUCUCGGACUUUUAUUCAGUUUAACGCCUUUGAUGAACCACAAUGGCGAUGUCAUUCAAGCUGUCAAUUUAACACAACAAAAUGAAAUGCUCAAAUCAAACAUCAAAUCAAAUCCUAAAUAUUUGCAAGAGAAAGUUCAACAAUAUUUCAAAGAUAAUCGUCACAAACUUGUUCUAACGAUGUCACCUGAUGACAACUACGAGCGAAAAUUCGUUGAACGUGAGACAGGAAAUCUUCAAAACAAAAUUAAGAAUCUUGACGAAGAUGGUAAAAGUCGUGUGUUUGAUGAUGGAAAAGCACUUGCAUCUGUACAGAAGGCACGAGAAGAUAUCAAUUGCCUUCCAUGUCUUCAAUUAAGUGAUGUGAAAAUACCCGCAAAACACGAACUUUUAUUCGAAAGAAUUCAAAAUGUUCCAAUUCAAAUUUGUGAGACAAACACAAACGGUGUCGUUUACUUUCGUGGACUUUUAGAUGCUUCGACAUUCAGUGAUGAUAAUAAGAAGUUGUUACCACUUUUUGCACAAGUUGUUGAUCAAUUUGGAACGAAAAAUCACAAUUAUCGUGACUUUGAUAAUUUAGUGUCGUCGAAGACUUCUGGAUUGAGAUUUAAUGUUCAUGUAGCUGAAAACAUCAACGACAACAGUUUAUAUGAAGUUGGACUUCAAUUUGGAUCUUACUCUUUGAGACAAAAUUCAUUGGAAAUGUUUGAAAUUAUUUCCGAUUUGCUGACAACUGUCGAGUUUAAUGACAUUAAACGCUUUGAAAUGUUGCUUGAAAAUUAUUUGUCAGCAUUAUCUGUCGGAAUUGCCGACUCUGGUCAUGUUUAUGCGAUGCAAAAUGCAAAUGGACUUGUAACCGAAUCGGGACGUUUAAAGGAAUCAAUGAUGGGAAUCGAGCACUUAAAUUACAUGAAGCAACUGAUGAAGACAAGGACAAGUGUUGAGAUUCUUGAAGAGAUUAAGGAAAUUGGUAGAAAGUUGUUGAGUCGUUCACCUGUUCGUUGUGCUCUUAAUGUAACGACAUCUGACCUCGUUGAUCAGACAAAGAAUGUCAAAAGAUUUUUACAACAACUUCCGCUUGACAAAACUGACAUUCAAUGGAAUAAAUCAAAAAUUCUUCAGUCACAUUGUCGUCAUAAUUUAAUGAAUAUCCCAAUUAAUUAUUGCGCAAAGUCGAUCUUUACAGUUCCCUACAUACAUAAAGAUUUCACUUCAUUGAGAGUGCUUGGACGGAUUUUAUCAUCGAAAUAUCUUUUACCGGUUGUGAGAGAACAAAAUGGAGCUUACGGUGCUGGUGCAAAGGUUUCCAUUGAUGGACUGUUUAACUUUUUCUCUUAUCGUGAUCCAAACACACGUAGAACUCUUGACACAUUUGAUAAUUCUAAUAAAUGGGUUCAUGAAAGCAUUGACAAAAUAAUCGAUGAACAAGCACUUUUCGAAGCAAAGCUUGGCAUCCUUCAACAGCUUGAUGCACCAAUAUCGCCCAUGGAUAUUGGACUAGAGAGUUUCAAACAUGGCAUAAGUCACGAUAUCUUCACUAAACAAAGAGAGAGUAUUUUAUCAACCAGCUUAAAAGAUAUCAAAAAUGUUUCGGAAAAAUACUUAAACGAUGCCAAUGGAAUCGUGUCAGGAAAGUCAGUCAUUGGACAAGCAAAUGAUGAACUUAAACAAACAAAAAAUGAAAAAUGGAUUUUUUCCAGUUGUAAUUGUAUAAUUAAGCCAUUGAAGAAGAUAAAAAUGUCAGAAAACGAAGACAUGAUUAAACAUUUCAUGGAUGUUACUGGAGUUAACAAAGAAAGAGCUUCAUUCUACUUAGAAUCGGCAAACUUUCAAUUGCAGGUCGCGUUAUCAAGCUUUUUUGAAGAAGAUCCUGCAAAUAAUCAAGUUGAGCCAAUUGAAGAUAGUCCUGAUGAAAAUGAGGACGUUCCAGUUUCUCAAGCAAAACCUGUUAAAAAGGAAUCUAAGCCGACAGCGAAGAAUUUCGCAACGUUAUCAUCACUCAAUACAUCAUCAUCAGGAGAUGAAAGUGAUGAAAAAGGACAAGCCUUUUAUGCUGGAGGGUCACAGACUUCAGGGCAACAAAUCUUGGGACCACCAAGGAAGAAUCCUAUUAAAGAUUACGUUUCUGAAGUGUUUCGUCAAGCUCAAAGUGGAAAUAUGGAACAAUUCGAUUCCGAUGAAGGUCCAGGUGCUUCCAGAGAGACUCCACGAGCCUUUGUUGGCACAGGAUAUCGUCUGGGACAAACUGACGAUGAUCAUAUUGCAAUUCCUUCAACAAGUAGCCGUAAAAAGGAAAACGAAUGUGAUACCGUAACUGUGAGAGUUUAUCGACAAGGUUUCACUGUGGAUGAUGGUGACCUUCGUCCAUAUGAGGAGCCUCGUAAUCGAGAAUUUUUUGAAAGCAUAACACAUAACGAAAUUCCAGCGGAAUUACGUAAACAAGGAAGAACGAUGGUUCAUGUUAAUGUCGAAGAUCAUUUGAGUGAAGAUUUUGUUAAGAAAGCUCCAAGAUUCAAAGCUUUCACUGGAUCUGGUCACACAUUAGGAUCACCGACGCCUACAAUGACUGAUGAUGCACAGCCACAAUCUUCUGUUGUUGCUAGUGGAAAUCCAAGUGAAAAUGAAGCCAAAGCAAACGAAAAUUUGAACUUUCAAUCUGAUCAGCCUUCAACGAUGGUUUCAAUAAGAUUAGCUGAUGGUGGACGUCUUUCAGCUCGCUUCAAUCUGACGCACACAAUCCAAAACAUUCGUCAGUUUAUUGGAACAGCUCGACCUGAAUAUCAAGGCCGCAACUUUGCGCUUCUCACGACAUUUCCCAACAAAGAAUUGGUGAAUCAUGAAGACACAAUCGAAAAAGCUGGACUACAAAAUGCUGCAAUCCUUCAACGUUUAAAAUAAGAUUUAAUCUCUGUACUUGGUGAUUUUGAAACUUCUUUUUGAUUCUCAUCUUUCUAAAAUAUUUGUCGAAGAAAUCAAAGACACGAAAAUAAAUAAAUUUAAAAGUUUUGAUUAAAAGAAU